Aphanomyces invadans is the source of this 1515-nucleotide messenger RNA. RefSeq lists its product as hypothetical. Gene Ontology annotation, cellular component: endoplasmic reticulum membrane. Lineage: Eukaryota; Oomycota; Saprolegniomycetes; Saprolegniales; Verrucalvaceae. Bases 47 to 1420 code for a protein of 457 amino acids. The transcript is spliced from 2 exons. The record is from RefSeq and is a predicted model, not a curated record. Gene Ontology annotation, molecular function: phosphatidate cytidylyltransferase activity.
GCUCGACGAAACCUGGGGCGGUUGCUCAACAGUCCGUUCGAAAACGAUGGCGUCGACAACGCCCAGUGCGCGCCAACGCCGCCGUGGGGUCAAGGACGCUGAAGAAACAGUAUCGGAGCCAGAGUACAACGAGCUUCGACGGCGCUAUGAUGCAAAGGUCGCGGCACCUGAUGCUGACGACGGGUCUGAGUCCGAAUCGGACACGGCACCGUCCGACAAACCCUUACGAGAACCGCGAUGGAACUUGUCGUCGAAAGAGAAGAAAGUGACGCUUCUCGUUGACGAAGACAAGGCGAAGAAGUGGUCGAGCUUCAAGACGCGCACGCUGUACACACUGCUCAUGGUGGUUGGGUUCCUCGUCAUAGUGUUCGGGUUCAAGCAAGUCGGGUGCUGCUUGCUGGUGUUUUCCCUCCAAGCAACCAUGUACGCGGAGCUCGUGAGUCUUAUGUUCAAGCAGCAAGUGGAGAACGAGAUGCCCAAGUUUCGCCGCCUGUACUACUACUGGUUCUUUGUGUGCGUGUUUUUCGUGUACGGCCGCGCGCUGAUGCCGCACUUUGAAAUGCACGAAUUCGACACGCUCUUUGGGCUGUACAUCCUCGAAAAAGGGUUUGUGAACAAGCACCACACGGCCAUCUCAUUCGCGCUGUACGUGGGUGGGUUUGUCUCGUUUGUGUUUUCUUUGCGAAAGCGCAAGCACUACAAGUACCAGUUCUCCCAAUUUGCGUACUGCCAUGUCGCGCUCUUGAUCAUCGUGGCCCAGUCGACGUUCAUGAUCUCCAACAUGUUUGCCGGACUCUUUUGGUUCCUCCUUCCGUGCUCGCUCAUCAUCGUCAACGACGUGUUUGCUUACAUUUGCGGGUUCUUCUUUGGACGGACGCCGCUGAUUCCGAAAUUGUCGCCGAAGAAGACGUGGGAAGGGUUCUUUGGUGCGCUCUUGAUCACGAUUUUGUGGUCCUUUGUUUUUUCCCGAUUCAUGUUGCAGUUUGAAAUGAUGAUGUGCCCCCAAGUUGGCUUCCACUUGGACUUCAAAGGGUGCACCCCCGGUGACAUCUACGUGCCGCAAGUGUACGCCCAUUUCCCCUUCACUGUGGCGCCGAUUCAGUUCCACAUGGUGUGCUUUGCCGUCUUUGCAUCGCUCGUCGCGCCAUUUGGAGGGUUCUUUGCGUCCGGUUUCAAGCGAGCAUUCAAGAUCAAAGACUUUGGAUCAAGUAUUCCAGGACACGGUGGCGUGGUCGAUCGCAUGGAUUGCCAAGUGAUCAUGGGCAUGUUCACGUAUGUGUAUUACACGAACUUUAUCCAACGGCCAGACCGAAUUUCAAGUGCAUUGCGCAUGCUCGAACGCUUGACCGCUGAUGAGCAACUCGUGGUGUUUCAAAAGCUCCAAAGUGCACUCACCAACGCGGGAAUUCUGACUGGAUAGAAGUCUAAGUGGAUUAUAGAAGAUGUGCCAAUAAAUGGUCAUGUGCGACGCACCACACAAUACUGGGGUGUUGCACAUAACAGCUACAUCAAACG